This is a messenger RNA of Xylaria bambusicola, 2289 nucleotides long. RefSeq lists its product as uncharacterized. Lineage: Eukaryota; Fungi; Ascomycota; Sordariomycetes; Xylariales; Xylariaceae. Bases 253 to 2187 code for a protein of 644 amino acids. The transcript is spliced from 6 exons. The record is from RefSeq and is a predicted model, not a curated record.
GAGAUGGCCAACAGCCAACAGCCACACCCGCCGGGACGAGCUGCACCCGAAAAUAGAUUCCUUCUGUCCAACAUCAUUCUGCAAUGCUAUCUUACCUAGUUCAUAUGGCUGACACUACUAUGAUCAUGAAGUUUAUUAAAUGAGAGCGACUCCCGGUGAUAAUGUAGCUAUUAGUUGUAGUUCGUAUCAUAGACAUCUCCCUCAAGCUUCAUUCUCCGUCCAAUCUUAAUUUCUCAGAUUCAAAUAAUUGUAAUGUCAUUGUUACGACCUUCCAGCCUCGCCCUCGGGCUGGCGUGUCUUUCAUCUCUUGCAGCUGCUGCCCAUAUCGAAGUCACUGUUGGCAAAGACAGCAAAUUAGAAUUUAAUCCACCAAGUAUUAAGGCAGAGAUUGGCGACACCAUAACAUACAAGUUCUUCUCCAAGAACCACGCCGUUGCUCAGUCGACAUUCGCCGACCCCUGUCAACUACAGGAAAACGGCAUAUUUUCUGGCUUCACUCCUAAUGCGUCUCCGGAUACCGCCGCCCCCACAGACUUCACCAUUACUGUCAACGACACGAAACCCUUGUGGUUCUACUGCCCCCAAACAAAUGGGAACCACUGUCAAAGUGGCAUGGUUCAUGCUGUCAACCCUCCGGAAACGGGAAAUACAUUUGAUGCCUACAAGGCCAAGGCGCAACAAGCUGCGACCCCAAGCACACCGCCCGUCGGUACUCUUCCCGUCGGUGGACUGCGAAAACUCCAUAUCGAUGUUGGCUUCAAUGGCCAACUGAUGUUCAACCCCAACAACGUCACCGAGCUUGUCGGCACUGUUGUUGAAUUCAGCUACAACCCAGCUAAUCACUCCAUCGUUCAAUCAUCCUUCGACAAGCCAUGCCAGCCCAUCGAGCGAGACGGCGGUGGUUUCGUGGCCCCUUUUGUGCCUACGAAACAGGCCCCAUCCGGCGUAACCUUUGAAGUAACGCUCACGAAUCCAGACCCAAUCUGGUUCUACUGCGCGCAAACGACGAAAUCGCACUGCCAGUCAGGCAUGUUGGGAUCAAUCAACGCUGCGACCGAGGGCGACAAGACAUUCCAAGCCUUCAAGGACCUCGCGGCGACGGCGCCUCCCAGCACAAUCGGCCCGGAAACGCCGCUCGUGGGCGCUCUGAAGCUCAACGGGACUUUCAUCGCCAACGUUGGGGGUAACGUCCUCGACAUCACAACGCUAGACCCGGCGCUCGGCGGCCAGAUCCCCCAGCCUGGCAUGAACUACCCGCCUUACAUCGGCGGCAUGGCCGGCGGGAACCAGCCCGCCAACUACAAUUGGGGUGAUAACAUCACAGACGAGGCGGUCGCCGUCUUGCGUGCGCUGCAAUACAUCGAUAACUUCAUCGUGGCGCUCCUCCUCGAAGGAUUCAACCUCCUCAGCCAAGGGCAAUGGAGCGAGGCGUACCCGAACUCAAUCAAACAGACCAUCGGCUCGCUCGUCGCGCAAAGCCUGAUCCACCGGCGCACGUACACGGACACGCUACAGCACUUCGGAAAGGACGUCGUCCCCGUGUGCGACAAAUACGACCUCGCGACCGCGCUCACGGACGUCGACACCUGGCUCGGCACCGUGCUGACGGGCCUGCAUCUCUCCAUCGGCGCGACGCUCGACGCUCUGAGCGCCGUGGGCGCAAGUGAUCCGUGGGCCACGCCCGCCCUGGCCACGGGGAUCGGGUCGCAGGCGCGCAUGAGCGCCCUCGUGAAUCUGAUGCAGAACCAUGUAGCCGCGGCCGCACCGCGCGAGGUCCUCCUGCCAACUUCCCUAGCGACAUCGUACGUCGCCGCGCACUACGCGACGGACUCGAGCUGCGCGCCCCCUUCGGCCGACGGGAAAGCGAAGGCGAUCGCAAAACUAGUCAUCAAGGAUAAGACGCUGCAGCCCGACACGAACCGCGUCAAGGAGAUCACGGUGGAGAUCCCCGAGGACAAGAAGGGCGACGGGCUCUUCAUCGCGUGGUUGGGGCCCUGGGGCGGACUGAAGUAUACCUCUGUCGACGGGAUCUCGGGCAAGGCUGCUGUGCCGGACUCGUUGUCCGGACACGUCUGGGCCGUCAUGACGAGCAAGAGCGACGUCGCUGCUGCUGAUAUCGAUACUGUGGCUGUUGCUGGGCCCGAGAUCAUGUGGGUUUCGCAGCAGUGGUCUGUGACGGAUUUGUAGAGGAGAAAGAUGGUGCUGGAGAGAAGGCGUAGGAUUUGGGGAAAGGGGGUAGUCCGAUGAAGCGGCCUUUACUUCCUGUUGCUGUUAUGGAUAAUAUUUAGA